AGUGCCUGUGUGCCUUGUUUUCAUGUCAGUCGAUGUCGCUGUCUCGCUUUGGGUCUGAGACCUUUGCGCUGGUAAAUCCAGGAACCGACAAUGGCAUUACGCGAUUGAUGGAUGAGCAAUGCGAACCGUCAAAGCCCGACCCUAUUUUCUCGUGGCGAUGGCCACCACGGCCUUGACAUGCAGACAAGUGAUAGGCUAUUGUGAGCAAACCGAUAUGAGCAAGAAUAGUGAGGCACGAGAACCUGCAGCAGUGGCUCGCGCAAUGUUGCGCAAAAUCCUUCAUGUGAUGCGUCCCGGGUUACUCCUUCCUCAGGGCCAUCCAUCAAGGAUAGGGCACAAUGAAAGAUACCAAAUGAGGGAGGGUAAUGCGCUCCCAAAAUCCUCCAGCCGGCAUGAAGGCCAGCUGGAAGCUGGCCGUUGUAUAGUUUUCAACUACUACUAAGGUGGUCUUGGACGAAUCCUUAAUGACACAUCUAACACCCUUGCGCAAGAAUGGAGGGUCCAUGAGUGUUCUGAAAUUGCAGGGGUGGCGCUCGACAAAUAACAAAGCCCCUGUCAUUGUUUAUGGCGUUUGUUUCUUCAAAUAGGUUG
Pseudomassariella vexata is the source of this 591-nucleotide messenger RNA. RefSeq lists its product as uncharacterized. The record is from RefSeq and is a predicted model, not a curated record. The coding region runs from base 119 to 442 and encodes 107 amino acids. The transcript has a single exon. NCBI's taxonomy places the organism in Eukaryota, Fungi, Ascomycota, Sordariomycetes, Amphisphaeriales, Pseudomassariaceae.